This is a messenger RNA of Cylicostephanus goldi, 353 nucleotides long. NCBI's taxonomy places the organism in Eukaryota, Metazoa, Nematoda, Chromadorea, Rhabditida, Strongylidae. The record is from the annotation of a GenBank genome assembly.
AUGUUUGAUCCAUCCAUAUCGGUCUCUUUUGUAAAAGACGGGACAGAAUGGACGCUGGAAAACUGGCAUGGAAAAGUGGAAGGUGUACUGGGCAUCGACAAUGUGCAAAGCCUCAGUGUCGGUGGAGAUUUGGAUACGAUGUCGUCAAACUGCCGUUUUGGAAUGGUCACAAUGAUGAGAAUGCAUGAGAAUUUGCAAGCGGACGGAAUGCUUGGACUUUGGGAUUUUUCCACUCAGCCGUGUAAACCAUUCAUCUAUCAGCUCAAAGGUGAGCGUAAAUCAAACAACUCAAAGCAAGGUAAUACAGUCUUGUUAUACAGUUCAGAAAACAAAUUUGCACCAAAAUUCUGAAG